Messenger RNA from Pan troglodytes (chimpanzee), 1679 nucleotides. RefSeq names its product CHD9 neighbor (gene CHD9NB). The record is from RefSeq and is a predicted model, not a curated record. The coding region runs from base 113 to 271 and encodes 52 amino acids. The transcript has a single exon. NCBI's taxonomy places the organism in Eukaryota, Metazoa, Chordata, Mammalia, Primates, Hominidae.
UCUACAGUGCUCCAAGAGGAUGGUUAUUUAACACUGGCCCCCAAGGAGGAAGGCACAGACCAUCCUCCUCCUGGAACGUCCAAGGGCACUGGAUCCUCUGUGUCCCUCUGAGAUGGGGUGCCACUCCAGCAAGAACAACACGGUGGCAGCUGAGUCCCAGAAGCCUGAAGAAGAGCGCAAGGGAGGAGAGCCAGGUCUGGAGACCGGCACCCAGGCAGCAGACUGCAAGGAUGCCCCACUGAAGGAUGGAACCCCUAAGCCAAAGAGCUGAGAUGCCUCUCUCCAGAGUCGGACCCUCACCUCCUUCCUGGAACUGCCUUUGGCCCCAGAACCAUGAGACAAUCCCCACCCUGAGAAGCUCCGAUCACUGGGAGGAGAGAGAAAGCCUCCAGCUUUGGGAUUCAGGCUUCAGAAGUUUUUAGCAGCCUUUGCUCAUUGGAGAGGUGGGGAGGAUAAGUCUAUAAGGAAUCCUAUUUCCCCAGCUCUCCCUCAGAGAGGACAAAAGAAGUCUUCACACGUUGUGGAACUUUCCUGCAACUUCUGGAUGCAGACAAGCCUCAGAGCAGACUGUUCUGGCUCCAGUGAAUAUCUGCUGCCAAGCUGUGAGCGUCCAGGGAUCCCCGUCUGCCUGGCUUUCCUGAAGUCAGAAGGCGCCUUGGUCAUAAUGUGUGGGGUGUGUGGAUCUCAGUUUGCUCUCUUUCUUUCUCCUUUUUUCAACAGCUGGCGGAGUAACCAACACCCCUGACAGCAAUGUGUUGCACUUGGCUCACUCCACACCCUGUCUAUGAAUAAUUUUAAUAUUUAACUUGAAAUGUUGUUAAGAAACUAUGGAAAAUAUCAGGAUCCCACUGGGAUCCCGUAAAUUGAAGGCAACAAGGUCUUGGUCCUCCAGUAAGGGGGGCAUGGAGCCCUGGUGGGAAGGAAAGAAGAGAGAUUUGUGUUCCUGAUUCCUUAAUCCCCAAGAAAGAUCCCUCUGCUAACAUUCACAUAUCUCUUCCUAGCCAAAGUCUGUCCAUUUCAACCCUCUAGCAUCUGAGCUAUCUGCAUCCAGCUUUCAAAAAUAUUUCGCUGUUUACUAACAUGUCUGUCAGCCUUUCUUUUCUCCCCCGCAUGUGUUUUGUUUUUAAUUCCACUCAAAAGCGUUUUCAUUUGAAAUCAAAUAGACAUGUUUGCAAAUAAAUGAUGACACAACACAUUUGAAAGACAGAAUUGGGGAUCUGAGAUUAGAGGAUCAGCAGAGAAGAGUGGGUGUAAUUCUGUGGAACAGGAGUGAGAACAGAGGCGAGGGAGCCGUUGCUUUGUGCCAGGCGCCAUGCUGAGGACUUUCCAUAGACGGUUUAAUGCCACCCAACUAUAGAUGGUUGGGUGCCACCCAUUUUAUAGAUGAGGAAAUGGAGGAAAUAAAGUCACUUGCCUGAGUUUGGGCAGCCAGGAAGGAGCAGAACCCACAGUUGAGCCCCAGCAGUUUGGCUUGGGAAACGCAUGUAGAGUGCUUCUUAAAGCAGAGAGCCUUUUUCAUGAUUAAACUGAAAUACUAGUCCCUUUAUAGCCUGUGCAUAGUGAGGACCAUUUUUCUUUAUUCACUGGGACCUACCUGCCUAUUGAGAAGUACGUAACCGGUCAGCUUGGAGUUGCCCCACUGCAGGUUGGGUGAUGCAUUGAGGGACUUUUUAUUUUUA